Hermetia illucens (black soldier fly) is the source of this 2186-nucleotide messenger RNA. It is a transcript of the gene Ipk2, whose product is annotated as inositol polyphosphate multikinase. The record is from RefSeq and is a predicted model, not a curated record. The coding region runs from base 445 to 1521 and encodes 358 amino acids. Gene Ontology annotation, biological process: inositol phosphate biosynthetic process. Gene Ontology annotation, cellular component: cytoplasm; nucleus. Gene Ontology annotation, molecular function: inositol tetrakisphosphate kinase activity; inositol-1,4,5-trisphosphate 3-kinase activity. Lineage: Eukaryota; Metazoa; Arthropoda; Insecta; Diptera; Stratiomyidae. The transcript has 5 exons.
UUUUACUACAAUCAGAAAGUGAUUCAGAUCGGAGAUCACCGUUCAGUGAGAGCUAAUUUCGACGGUACAGAUUUUGAAUAAUGUCCUACAGCAUCCAUCAAUUAGUGUGAUUUUUCAUUGCAAUUGAUGCGCGUUAGUGUGUGCUAAUAUUCCAUAGAGUGUUAACGUACAUCGUUUACUAUGCAGCGACGAUUUGAAAAUUGCAUUUGAGUUCACAAAGUGGCAGUUGUUCGGCGAAUUUGUGUUAACUGAAAGUGCUUUAAGAAACGAAGUCGACGUGAUUUUGUGUAUCUUUGACUUUCUCAUUUGGAAUAGAUUACGUCUGAAAGGAGAACUGGUGCACCAAUGCAAUCACGUUUUUUAAGUAACAUGGUUUCAGCGUAAAGGGUCCUCGCCAAAUACAGUCAGAAUAUCCUCGUGUUCGAAAAUAUUUUUCCUGUAAUCAUGACAACUAAAAUUUCCCAAGUGCCCGUAAACAAUUUACCUAGCGGAACAAUACCUCUAGAAAAUCAGGUAGCUGGCCAUACAUUUCAAGAAGGCACUGAUGCGUUAGGAAUGCUGAAGGACGAAAGUGAUGAUAUUGUUCUGAAACCGCUCACCAAACCCAUUUGCGGAGAACGAGAAAAAAGUUUUUAUGAAUUGCUUCAAACUACGAAGAAUCCUUGCUUGUUGGCUUUGAAAAGGCUUGUGCCCGAAUACAGAGGAGUUGUAACGGCAGAUGUUAAUGGAAAAGAAGUGGAGUUUCUUAAAUUAGUCGAUUUAACGCACGGUAUGCGAAAGCCUUGUAUUAUGGAUAUUAAAGUGGGCAAACGUACAUGGGACCCACUUGCAACAAAAGAAAAGAUUCUUGUCGAAGAAGAAAAAUACGCCGCAUGCAAAAAAACAAUUGGUUUAUGCAUACCUGGCUUUCAAGUUUAUGAUAUCGAAACUGGCAAAUUGCAUCGCUUCAGCAAGGACUAUGGCAAAAAAUUAAAUGAGACCACAUUCAGAGAUACCCUCCGACUAUUUCUUAAUGCCAAGUCUGGAUUAUGUCGAAAAUUAGUAAUACAAAUUCUGCUUGAACUGAAAUCGAUACAGAAAUGGAUUAGGAUGCAAGCGUACUAUAAACUAUACUCAAGCUCAAUACUUUUGGUUUAUGAUGCGGAGAAGCUGGAAACGAUUUUGCAUGAUAACAAGCUGAACUGCAACAUUGGAAAUGGUUCUAUCCUUUCACAUGCUGACAUUCCGUCCGAUUUGAAUACUUCGACGAUGCCACAAGACCUGCCUUAUGAAAAUACAAAGUCAUGGUGCGACGAGAAUACGAAAGAUUAUGAGCAAACAUUAUUGCAUCCAAAGAGUGACAGCUGCGCGAAUAAACUCAUCGUUAACGGUCGCACAGAUGAUCGGUCGUGGACGCAUGUCAAAAUGAUUGAUUUUGCUCAUGCAUUUUCCUCUGAUGACGAUUCGCUCGAUACAAACUACAUGUUUGGCAUUGAUAGUCUCGUUCGAAUUUUCGAAGGGUUCCUGAAAGAAUGUGGCUAAUGGUCCAGGAGUUUAAGACCUCCAUACAGUCCUAGGUCAAUAUUUUCAUCCAUUUUUAUCAUAUCCAUAUCUUACCAUCGUCUCAUUUAUGUAUGGUGUGAAGGCUACCUUCUUUACUGUAACGUAACUAGGUGUUAAGACCCUGCGAGUUUCGCCAUGGUUGCAUGUAUUGAGUUAGAACAAACCAAUGCAAUCUAUUUCUGUACUUAGUUGUCCACUUUCUUUUUCCGACUUGAUCAAGAAUCUUCAGGUAAUCUUGUGUCCGAUGGUUGGUUUGAAAUUGAAAACAUGAAAUGAUGUGAUUGAAAAGGACUCCAAUUUAUCAUUGAAAAUGAACGUUCAAGAAAUAACUUUUACAGUGUUUUUGAUACUCCUCGUCUUACCGUUAAAGGGACACAUAUUCAUCAUAAACUUUUGUUCAAUUAUUAUAUACCAGAUGUAAGUGAAGAGCAAUAAACCAAAAGUAUUCCUUAGAACAAAAAGAAUGAUAUACAAAACAAAGAAAUUUUUGAAACCGGUUAGUCGUUUUUUAUGUAUUAUUUAUACUCGUAUGUUGAUUUAUCUCGGUAGGUUCAUAGACUAUUAUUAAACUUGUAAGUUUUUGUAUUGGAUCACAAUUGUGUGAGAUAGAAUUGUGAAAGUUAAUAAAUAUAUAUUGUAUGCAU